ACAAUAGCACAACGUGAUUAAUUUUUUCGGAACAUCUUGGUGAUGCCAUCCUUCGACGAUGUAAAUUCCAGGAAAGGACAGGCCAAUCACUCGCAGCAUGAGCCUAUCUCGAACAAUUCCUGCCUCUCCAGUUGAGGCGGUUUAUUUCAGCAUUGUGGACUGUCUGCACAGAGACUUGGAGGCAGGAAACUUCUCCACCAUUGACGAGGAGACGGCUGCGGCUUUUGUCGCGGCAUGGAAGGAAGGUAUCAAGUCUCGACUGGCAAACCCAUCACCUCUCUCUGCCAGAGUGGAAUCCCGCUCGCAACGCCGGCGGACCACCAGCGUCAUCCACAACUCUGAUCAACCAGUCCGACAUAGGUACACGGCACUCCCAGAAGACGAUGACGACUUUGAGGAUGCAAAUGUGGACCAGCCGACAGAAGCAGCGCUGCAAGACUCCCUAGGCGUAUACCUCUCCGAAGAAGAGAUUACCUUCUUAACCUCAGAAGGAGGACGCACGCCACCACUGCUCGACGAUUUAACAGAUGUCGACGUGCGAGAAUCUGUUCAAGGCCACAUAAUCGGGACUUUUGAGAGAGUGACAAGACCUGCUGAAACGGGAAAGCGGCUAUCUGGUGUCAGACCAGCGUGCUGGACACUGACGCUGAACAACGGAGUCAUGAAGGUUGCGGGUCGAGAGUUUGCGUUCGACAGGCUCGAAGCAGAGGUGAAAGAAAGCUAA
This is a messenger RNA of Toxoplasma gondii ME49, 724 nucleotides long. RefSeq lists its product as hypothetical. Gene Ontology annotation, biological process: transcription initiation at RNA polymerase II promoter. The record is from RefSeq and is a predicted model, not a curated record. Lineage: Eukaryota; Apicomplexa; Conoidasida; Eucoccidiorida; Sarcocystidae. The coding region runs from base 98 to 724 and encodes 208 amino acids. The transcript has 8 exons. Gene Ontology annotation, cellular component: transcription factor TFIIA complex.